GGCGGGGCCUGAGCUGUGACUCAAUGUUGCUGGACACCGACUGUGUUGCCAAGGUCGCCGCAAAGGACUCCACACACACUUUCUUCAUUGAUAACCUGCUACCGUUACUCCCCAAAGUCACAGACUGAAGGACAAGGUGAAUGAUAUUGGGAGCAACCUGAGGUCCUGCACCAGAGAAGGUUUGCUGGAAUGGGUAACCUGCUUAAAGUCCUUACAAGGGAAAUAGAGAACUAUCCACACUUUUUCCUGGACUUUGAAAAAGCCAAAUGGGGAAUCUGUUAAAAGUGCUCACUUGCACCGAGCUUGAGCAGGGUCCAAACUUUUUCCUUGACUUUGAAAAUGCGCAGCCCUCAGAGGGAGAGUGUGAUAUCUGGAACCAGGUGAACACCGUCCUCCAGGACUCUGAAAGCAUCCUUUUGGGUCUACAAGCGUACAAAGGAGCCGGACAGGAGAUCAGAGACGCAAUUCAAAACCCCAGUGACUUCAUGCUUCAGGAGCGAGCCUGGAACUCAGUGUGCCCGCUUGUCAUCAAACUCAAGAAGUUUUACUGUUUUUCUCUGAGACUAGAGGAGGCUCUACAGAGUUUGUUGGAGUCCCUGACAUGUCCACCCUACACGCCCACUCAGCAUCUAGAAAAGGAACAGGCGUUGGCCAAACAGUUUGCAGAAAUCCUUCACUUCACUCUUCGCUUCGAUGAGCUAAAGAUGAGGAUUCCUGCCAUUCAGAAUGACUUCAGUUACUACAGAAGAACCAUCAGUCGAAAUCGGAUAAACAACAUGAAUCUGGAUAUCGAAAAUGAAGUUAAUAACGAGAUGGCCAAUAGGAUGUCCUUGUUUUACGCCGAGGCCACGCCAAUGCUAAAAACUCUCAGCAACGCAACUACAAGCUUUGUGACUGAGAACAAGACUCUUCCACUGGAGAACACGACAGACUGUCUGAGCACCAUGGCCAGCGUCUGUAAAGUCAUGUUGGAGACACCGGAGUAUUCAAGUCGUUUCAGCAGUGAGGAUACUCUCCUAUUCUGCAUGAGGGUCAUGGUUGGCGUCAUCAUUCUCUAUGACCAUGUUCACCCCAACGGUGCCUUCAACAAGUCCUCCAAGAUUGACAUGAAGGGCUGCAUAAAAGUGUUGAAAGACCAGCCUGCAGACAAUGUAGAAGGCCUGUUGAAUGCUCUCAAAUUCACCACUAAACACCUGAACGAUGAGUCCACUCCAAAAAACAUUCGGACGAUGCUCCAGUAAUUUUUUUUCCAAUAUUUGUAUAAAAAAAAAUAUGAAGAGGAUCUAUGCUCUGACUCAAAAGGAUGUAUAUGUUUACAUUAUUUAAAAGACCUUUUAACACUUUGCAUAGUCAUUUUGUCAUUUUUGUUAAAGGUGCAUGCUACUCUACAAUGAUGCGAUUUCAUGCUUUUACUAUUACUAGCUGAGAUGAUCGCUCAUUUCUGUCAGCCAAAUCUUUUUUGCCGUGAAAAAAUUAUUCGCCCACUUCCUGAUUUUUUCCUAUCACACACAAAGGUUUCAAAUCCUCAAACCCAUUUUAAUAUCACUCAGAGACAGAUCUUGUAGCCUAUUUCAUAUGCCGUUAGAAAUUCUAUUUGAUUUCCUGAUUCAACGAGUAUGGUGGUAAUUAGGUUUGUGUGUGGCUUGUGAUAGUGAACUUAUCUUUCCCGAAUUUGUGGUUAGUCACAGUGACUUUGUGAUUUUUCAAGACCGGGUGCAAUUAUUAGUUUGACAGCGGGUCUGAAAGGUUUGGAUUUUUUUUUUGUGUGUGUGUGCCUUAAAACAUUGAAUUGUCAUUUGAAAACUGCAUUAAUAUUUCCUCGAUUUGUCUCAUUGAUAUUAAAAUUAGCUUGAUGAUAUGAAACCUUUGUGUGUGGUAGAUAUGCAAAAAAAGUAAAAUCAGGAGGGUGCAAAUACAUUUUCACAGCACUAUAUGUAUAUUGACAUUAUUCAAUCAAUUUGCAUACCGAAUCAGAUUCAUCAAGAAAAUAUUUAGCUUUGAAGAGCUAAAAAGUGGAGACAGGUCAGGGACUUACUGCUUAGAUGCAUCGUCACAAGGAUUUGUACUUUUUUGCCCCAUCCUGAUGUAUAUCCACUGUGAAUAUACAGCUGCACAUUGAGUGUGCUUGAGCAAAAAGAUUGGACAUACUGUAUUUUUGUUUGGUGUCAUCUCUCUGAACUAAUUUGUUUAAUCUCUUUGUGUACAAAGUAAAGAUGAAAAAGCCUUUAAAUUUUGUAUCAUAUAUUUUUAACAAAACACCUUUUUUAAUUUAAAAAAAAUCAAUAUUUUCUUUGUGUUUUUUUUUUUUAUUUCAUCCGUGUUAAUAUAUUGCUCAAUUGCCGGUUUUGAUGGAUUUUUUUGGGGAGUGUGUGAGGGGGGUGAAUUAUUUGUAAAUUAUGACCGAGAUUUUUUAUUUUUUUUAUAUACGAAUCUUUGAUUCCCCUCCCCUCCACAUACUUUCAUGUUCCCUUAAAACAAACAUUUUGAGCUACUGUACUCAUUGUAAUUGUUUUAGUGGAUCUACUGUGUCAAAUGUCAUGCUGAUGUCAACUGUCUAUGAUCAGUGGUGUGGUUACACCAGCACAGUGGCUGAAUUGGUGUGGUUAUCAAUAAUACUUUUAUUGCUAAUCCAUCUGAUUCUGCUACAUUGCACCAGGGAGCUCCUCAAACUAGACUCGACAAUCACAUCAUUAGUGACUGUGCGACUUAUUGUUCAGUUUCAUAGGUGGAUUACAUGACUGUAAAUUGUCACCCAAUCAAUUUGUCUCCACAUGUUGUUGUACUGGAGGCACGAUGAUGAAACUGGUUACAGCAUUGGCCUCACAGUUCUAAGGACACGGGUUCAAUCCCAGCCCCGCCUGUGUGGAGUUUGCAUGUUCCCCUCAUGCCUGUGUGGCUUUUCACCUUGCACUCCAGUUUCCUCCCACAUCCCAAAAACAUGCAACAUUAAUUGGACACUCUAAAUUGCCCCAAGGUGUGAUUGUGAGUGCGACUGUUGUCUGCCUCACUGUGCUCUGCAAUUGGCUGGCAACCAGAUCAGGGUGUACCCCCCUUCCUGCCUGUUUAUAGCAGGGUUGGCUCCAGCACUCCCGCGACCCUCGUGAGGAUAAGCAGAUUGGAAAAUGAAUGAAUGAAUGUUGCUGUACUUUGCUAUCAUUAAGUCUGAAAGAAUGGCCAUCUAAGAGCAAUUACUAUGAACCAACCAUGAAUAGGAAUUACUUUUGAGUGACGCAUACAUAUAGUUGAACUAUUUAUGAUUCAAUUACGAUUCAAUAAUCACCCAUUUCAAAUGUGUGUUGUUGUUUUUGGUCACUGUCUUGUUAUUUUAUAUGUAUGUGCCCACAUGAGCCAUACUUUGGAUUUGAUCUCAUGUAUUCAACUAUGUAAUAAGAUGUCCAGGACGUUUGCUGUCAUGAUCACAGGACAAGCUCUUCUGCGGGGCCCUCGAUGUGCUACUUACUGUAUUGAAUGCAGCACUGGGUCUCAAUAUUUUUCAUUUCAUUUAAUCAUUUAUGGACUUGCUUUUUAUAUAAAUUGCUUUGGCUUUGUAAUGUAUUGCUGAAAGGGUUGUAUGAAUUGGAUAAUAAAGGUGGUACAUUUCUUACUCCAUGUUACUUUCUCAUGAUUGA
Molecule: messenger RNA, 3629 nt
Organism: Syngnathoides biaculeatus (alligator pipefish)
Lineage: Eukaryota; Metazoa; Chordata; Actinopteri; Syngnathiformes; Syngnathidae
Gene: cyria
Product: family with sequence similarity 49 member A
Exons: 13
Coding region: 267-1241 (324 amino acids)
Biological process (GO): regulation of actin filament polymerization
Molecular function (GO): small GTPase binding
Source: RefSeq, a predicted model, not a curated record